Ruditapes philippinarum (Manila clam) is the source of this 3126-nucleotide messenger RNA. RefSeq lists its product as uncharacterized. The record is from RefSeq and is a predicted model, not a curated record. The coding region runs from base 277 to 1815 and encodes 512 amino acids. NCBI's taxonomy places the organism in Eukaryota, Metazoa, Mollusca, Bivalvia, Venerida, Veneridae. The transcript has 14 exons.
AGUGGGCCGAGAUGUUGCGAUUGUAUUUGACGUAAACGUUGAGCAGGGCGCGUGCAUUUAAGAUUUGUGUGCAUGCUAACAGUAAACACAAAUAAUUGUUAUGAUUUAAUAUCUACAUAACACUGUGUAUAUCUUAUGGAUGUCGCACUAUUUAAUACUGUUUAGAUAUUGUUAGGUUGAAUUUUGGUGGUCAUUUUUUGAAAAACCUGUCAUCACUGAAGUAGAAUCUAUCAAUUUCUUCUUCCCAGGGAAAGAAAGAAUUCUGAUAUAGCAGUAAUGCAUUGUAAGAUCAUGUUGACAGUGUGCUUGUUGGUUAAUGUACAAGGACAUAAAGAUCAGCAACUACAAAAAGCUGGUACUCACUGUGGAAAUUUUACUGGUGCUAACCAUGACAACAGUGGGAAUGAAUCAGAGCAUUUCCACUGUACUGCAUGCAUAUAUCCCCAGAAUUGUCUUGCAGACAACCAGUGUAGGGAGGGAACCACUGGUGGUACAUGUGAAAAAUGUGUGACAGGUUACAAUCGUGUUGGCAGUUUGUGUGUUGAGUGUUCUAAUUUCCCUUGGUCAGCUUUAAGUUUUGGAGUAUACCUUUUACUGCUUGUUGGAACAGUAAUGUGUCGGGGAUUCACAGAUCCUGUUUGUACAAAGGUGAAGUUAUUGUGCCACUUCCUUCAAAAUUUGCUUCUAACAUUACACAUCAAGAUUGAUUGGCCAAAGAAUCUACCAUCAGUGUUUAGUAUAGUCAACUUUGGAUUAUUCAACUCAAAUAUUCUUCAACCAGAAUGUUUGUUUGAAAGUUGGCCUACAAUGAGUAUAUACUAUAUAGAGUGGUUGAUAUCUCUGGGUAUUCCAGUUGUUGUUCUUAUACUUGGCAAGUUUCUGGAUACAAGCUUGAAGCAGUCUAAUACCCGCAAUGUUUCUAAAGGUUCCGAAGUGAGUGUAGGACGAUGGGAGAGACGGACUACUGUACGUAGACUGGUUGCCAUGAUCAUAUUUACAAUGUAUAUGCCAGUCACUCUCUCAUGUAUCAGGACAUUUAUGUGCUCAGAUACCAUACCUACGUUGCUUGUUUUGGACCACACCACUAAUAUCUUUCUUCUGGAUAAUGAUGUGUCAUGCAAUGAUUUUAUGUUUCAGACUAUACAUUUCUUUGCUGGUAUAUACCUAGUAUUUAUGGGACUUGUUCUUCCACCAUUGUUGAUUUUCUUCACCUUAAGACAGAAGAAAUGGGAUUUACUUUAUAGCAGAUGGAGGCUGUAUAGUCCAGUGUACGAGUCUUACAAGGACAGAUAUUGUUACUGGGAAGCUAUAUCACUGCGCCGGAAACUUGUUGCCAUCGUUAUUACAGAAGCUUAUCCAUUCAGUGGAUUUAUUCAGAUAGUUACACAGCUGGGAAUGUCUAUAUGUUACUUGCUGGCAAUUAUUGUUCUACGACCAUAUAGGUCAUGCUACUGGGUUCAUCCAAAUUUCAACGUUCACAUCUUUUUUGAGAUUGUUUGUAACCUAGUGUUGUGUUUUGUUCAAGCUGUGGGACUAACUAUCAUACUAGGAUACUAUGAGGAGUCGUUUGAACUGCUAGCUGCUGGUAGUAUCUAUAUCGUCAUGGUGAUAUGGGUUGUAAUGGUGCUAGCUAUGGUCUGUGAAACUACACCAAAUAUAGAUCUCACACAGUUUGAGUCCCCAGAAGCAAGCAGCCAACCUGUGACACAAACAUCAAAGAAGACAAAGUUCAACUUUUGGAGAAAAUCUCGAGUGGAACAGGACCCAAAAUUUGUUGAGACAGUUGAUAAAAAUAUGACUAAAAUUGACUUUUAAUAAUGUGUAGUUUAAAAUGAUUCUACUUGAGGUUUGUUUAUUGUUGAUUGUCAGAAUAAACGAAAUGAAUAUACAGAUUUCAAGGUCUUCACUAGAUAUGCAUGAAUAUCUACAUUAUACCUUUAUAUUUACCCCAAGACAUAUUCAAUUAAAAUGUUUGCCAUUAACCGUAUCUUUAGUUUGAAAUGAAACUGUAGGCAAAGUUCAAUGUUAGUGAAAUUUUAUGCUGAUAAGGAUGGUUUCUGUAACAUUAAAUAUUUUGAUUCUAAUUAUUCAGUAAGAUGUUUAUAUGGCUAAAAGAACUAUUGGCAGAACAAUUGAGUAAGCAUAUAAGUACCUAUUUGUCAUGCACCCAUCUGUCGGUAGACAUUCUGUUUCUGUACUAUAACUUUUGAAGGAUUUCAAUGAUUGUGUUUAUAUUAAGCAUGUAAGUAUAUAAUCAAAACACAGGUUUGAUUUUUGUGUUGCCUGCUACAGAGUAGCUGUGACAUAUAAGGAUCACUUCUCUGUCCAUCUGUCUGUCCGUCAUUCACUAAACUUGACAGGACUACUCCUCAAAAACAACUGGUGCAAUUUCAUCCAAAUUUUACAGGAAUGAUCAGUACCAAGUUUAGCUGUGCAUAUGGUCAGCAGUUUCCUGUUCAAUGAUUUUUUUUCUCCAAGUUAUGGCCCUUUCAUGAUUUUAUUUUUAAAUUUUGUCCAGAACACUUAAUUCAAUUUCAGUGAAUUUUUACAGGAUUGAUCAAUAGCUCAAGUAGUUGUGCAUAUUACACAGGUUGUUUAGGUUGAAUGAUUUUUGGCUGAGUUAUGCGCCUUGAUGCGUUUUUGUGUCCCUGCUUCUCAGUAGCUACAACAUGCAAUUGUCAUCAGAUGACACAUGUGAUUACUGAUCACUCUUGUUUCUGUUAUUAGGUCGUUAAUAAUAGUUAUGCCCCUGUAUAUGCAAAUUUUAUUCGGGAUUAUUGUUUGCCUAGGAUUACAUAGGAUAACGUAACAAUGUCCCAUCACAGUGAAUUUUGAAAGGACAUAAAAACACUUGAACUUAAUUAAGAUUAUAUCAAAUAUAUGAAGAGCAUAAAGUAAGAAAAUAUCUCCUUAAGGAAUAUUAUUUUGCUUAAUUAUAUUGUCCAAAAACUGACUGCUAAAAUGAGAAAAAGUCCUUGCUCAUUGUUGUUGAAUAGCAAGGCUAGCUUACUGCCAAAUGAUAUUCGGCAGCUUCAAAAAAUAUCUUAUUUAUCUUAUUUAUUUUAAUGUUAACAAUUUUCUGUUCUUACGGGAGCAUUAAUACUGAAAAUAAAAUUUGUUUGGUCA